Molecule: messenger RNA, 1042 nt
Organism: Paramuricea clavata
Lineage: Eukaryota; Metazoa; Cnidaria; Anthozoa; Malacalcyonacea; Plexauridae
Source: the annotation of a GenBank genome assembly
AUGAAAAUUUUGGAAAAGAGAUAUGGAAAAAGGUGUUUGAUCGUUAACUCUAUACUAGACGGUUUGACAAAGGGCCCAGCUAUACCAAGUAGGGACAGAACCGCCUUACAAAAGUUCGCAGACGAAGCUGCUAGCGCCAAUGUAACUCUAAAAUCAUCGUGCUGCUUGAAUGAAGUUAACCAAGGAAAUCUGGUGGAAAUGUUACGUCGACUGCCAAAAUAUCUUCCGGAAAGAUUUGCAGUUGUAGCUUGCGAUCUAGAAGCGAAAGAAGACCAGUUUCCUACAUUGAACGACUUUGCAAGCUUUCUCGACAAGUGGGCAAACGUUGCCAAUCACCCGAUAAACGCAAGCAAUACCGAUCAACAAGAAGGUUCAGGACUAGCAAAGGGAAAGAUGAAAUAUGGUCCAAAGAUGGCGUGGGCUAUGGGCGUCCAAGGAGACGACAGCAGAAAUAUUUACAAGUCAGCCAAAGUCACUACUCCGUGUCGUUGUUGUUCGCAAGCACAUCCAAUAUAUCGUUGUGAACUGUUCAAAGGUAAAACCCCUGGUGAAAGGUUCGAGUUAGCUAAAAGGAAAAACCUCUGCUACAAUUGUCUAAAGAGCAACCAGAUCAAGCAACUUGGUAGAACAGUGAAACAUACUGACAGGUCUUGCACUAGCAAAUUUAAAUGCAAAAUCGAAGGGUGUGGAGCAUUGCACCACACUUUGUUACAUAAACAUCGAGCUCCCAACUGUUACAAGCAGCACAGCCACGUCGAAAGCACCUCAUGCUGUACUUCUGAGAGUAAUUCCUGUGCGCGUUAUUGGAGAACGGCAAGUCGCGACCACAUACGCAAUGUUGGACUCGGGCUCGGAAAUCAAUCUAGUAGACCCGUCAUUGGUUAAACAAGUAGGAGCACAAGGACAUCUCGAUAAAAUAGUGGUGUCAACCGUGAGUAACGAGAAUGAUGUACAACACGGCUAUCGCAUAAAUCUAUCAGUGGAAUCUCUUAUCGAUGAAAAGCCGAAGCGUUUGAAGCUAACUAAUGCUUGGAGCAGUUAA